AUGGCAUCUUCAGUCGCACCCGUACAAGCUUGUCUUCAUCCUGCUCUAUCUCUACAACCUGGGAGGGAUAAUCCGGGAAGAAAUUCGCAACCGCAGAAUAGCCAAGGUCAGACUCGCGCGCAGAUCUUGCGGCAGCUUCACGGGCAGGACGUUCGCAUCCCAGACGUCGGGAAAAUGAUGGCAGACUGGCCCAGAGUCCAGAACAUGCAUUUGGAAGACGUCAACUCCCGAAUCCUCGAGAUUAUUGAGACACAUGCUAUUAAUGACACUGUUCGCAUGCGCCUUACCAAGGCCAUGCUCUCAUCUCAGCUGGCCGGCUGGUACCCGUACGCCUCAUGCGAACGCAUCAAGGCUCUCACGUCGUUCCAGGCCUGGAUGUUCAUCAUCGACGACAUGCUCGACCAGUAUUCGAUCGUGGAGAAGUUUGACUUUGAGUCCUUGCACGUCUUGUUGGCGGACUGUCGCGACUUUGUUGAGCGUAGCCUCGACGUUGCCAACACCAUGGAGAAGGCCCCGUUGCGAUACAAAGAGCACGACGCGGUUGUGUCGUUUUACGAAUACGCCCAAGCCGUUUGCAAGUCUUACAGCGACAACCGCCCGUACCGCGCGCGCAUUGCGAAGGAAGCAGUCGCGACUCUGGACGGGUACCAGCAGGAGGCCCUCAACCGCUACGCGGGCCGCAUUCCCACCCUUGAAGAAUAUCUCGGUUACCGCCAAGCGUCCUCCUGCAUCAUGCAGGUUGCGGUGAACCUCGAGUUCGCCAACGGCAUCAGCCUGCCCGAAGAGGUAAUGGAGUCGGAGGAGAUGCGGGAGCUUUACCGUGCGGCUGUUGCCGUCGUCUGGAUUGUCAACGACAUCGUGAGCCUGCGCAAGGAAAUCAGAGAGGGCUUUGUGGAGAACCUCGUCGUGCUGCUCUCGCAAGGCGAUAUUCAAAAGGGAAUUGAUGGGGCCGUUGCUAGGCUGGAACGAGAGGUUGCCGCGGUUAACGAGGCGUCUGAAGCUGCCGAGAGACGCUUCGCUGACACGCCACACAAGCAUCACGUCUCAACACUUUCUAGGAACUGCAAGAACAUGUGUAUGGCCAACUGGCUUUGGAGCAUGAGGACACCGCGAUACUGCCUGUGGGAUAUCAAGCCAGACGCCGCUGGAGGGUAUAACUGGACCGUCGACCUCGAAGUUUAG
Colletotrichum graminicola M1.001 is the source of this 1182-nucleotide messenger RNA. RefSeq names its product terpene synthase family protein. The record is from RefSeq and is a predicted model, not a curated record. Bases 1 to 1182 code for a protein of 393 amino acids. The transcript is spliced from 3 exons. NCBI's taxonomy places the organism in Eukaryota, Fungi, Ascomycota, Sordariomycetes, Glomerellales, Glomerellaceae.